Molecule: messenger RNA, 1211 nt
Organism: Pleuronectes platessa (European plaice)
Lineage: Eukaryota; Metazoa; Chordata; Actinopteri; Pleuronectiformes; Pleuronectidae
Exons: 4
Coding region: 9-806 (265 amino acids)
Source: RefSeq, a predicted model, not a curated record
AGGACAAGAUGGCGAAUUAUCGCACUAGCCUAAGAAAUAUAACCUCUGAAUUGAGCAUCAAUUCCCUGAAACGCAGACGAGGCGACACGCAUAGAAGUCCAAACCAAGUUAAAAAACCCAGGAGAGCCGAAGUAAACUACUUACCAGACUAUCCAGCCGGAGAAGACAAAGAGAGUAUGGAGAAAGAGAGGUUGGAACUACUAUCUGAGGUCAACAAGAGGGACAACCAUCAGAUAAUCAAAAUGAAGAUGGACAAAACCUUUGCCCACAGGAGGCAUGAGGUUGUAGUCGACAUGCCCUCCGUUGAAGAAUUCAAGAGCAGAUUGCCAGCUCUUUUUUCUGAACGUGAGAUAUGCGCAGAAUUCACACGUAUUACCACCAUCGCACUGUUGUCCAAGUUUAUGUCAGAACUUGACCACCACUCUUCCAAGCUGUCCAGAGUUUGCCGUAAGAAGGGAGGUGCAGCAGGACGCAAGAUCGCGGAGAUCAUGGCUGUCAUUGAAGAGAAUGACACCAUUGCUACAAGGAGGGUUUGCAACCUGAAAUCACUGGCUGUGUAUUUCAAUGAGGACCCAGAGAAGCUCAUAAAGGAAUAUCUGGACGUGAACUUUGACAAUGCCCAGAGACAGAUGGAUGGGACUGCCAUUGGGAUCUAUGUCAUCAAACAUGAGGGAGCAGAUGCCUCCGAUCCACCAGAAGAUGUAGGGAUCAUAGUUGAGGAUGUUGCUGUGCUCCAGGACAUUGGAGAUGCCGCCACGGCCACUGCUCUGCUGUUAGCGGUCAUCUAUAAUCUGAAUUUGAGCUAACCGCCUGAACUCAAGUACACUUUUGAGUUUCUUCAAAAAGUCCUGAUGGGAAUUGAUACCAACCGCCUUUCAAACAAGGUCCAGGUACUGAAGAACAGACUUCAUGAAUGAGGUGAGCGCUCUUUGAGCCAUGCAGGGGGAGAAGUGGUUUUAUUGACUGUUCAACUGUUCGUAUGCUCUCUCAAGUUGCUUGAUCCGAGCGAUGUCUAAAGGGUUGAGGAAAACUCAUGUGUUAUGGUUAUAUAUGCACUUCAGCUGUAAUAUACACUUUAGCUUCUCAUUUGAAAGUAUGUAAGUAAAUAUUUUGUAAACAUGUUCUGAAACAAAUUACAGAAUUCUUGUAAUCCCUUUCUGUUUUACAUGUAUGUUGUUAAAGGACAGUUUUGAAAGAGGAACAUGAGGAUA